Messenger RNA from Nilaparvata lugens (brown planthopper), 1218 nucleotides. RefSeq lists its product as uncharacterized. Lineage: Eukaryota; Metazoa; Arthropoda; Insecta; Hemiptera; Delphacidae. The record is from RefSeq and is a predicted model, not a curated record. Gene Ontology annotation, biological process: hemocyte migration. Bases 132 to 443 code for a protein of 103 amino acids. The transcript is spliced from 3 exons.
GUUGUAUUGAUGUGUUGCAGACGGUGACAUUCUACCAUCAGGGUCGCACUAGGCGUCAGGAGAAUUCAGUAGAGAAGUUGACAUUCUACAACCACACUGAAUGCGAGUGCCAGGACGCCGCCGGUGAAGAGAUGCCAAGAGACGCCACUUUUCAACGCCACACUCAUCUCAGGACUAACAUUGCUGAAAAAAUCUGCCGAUGUCCCAGUGAAUAUACAGUGCGGCAUUUGGCCAACGGUUCGUGUACAUGCGACUGUUUUGACAAACAACGUGACUGCAUCAAAUACAAAAAGGGCAACGAGUAUUUCAGUCACAACGAUCGACUAUGCAUUGAAAUGGAGACGUGUCUUCAGCCCACCUGUGAUUUUGGCGUUUACAUGCGGCGGUCUGGAAGGUGUCCAAAACGUACGGAGAAAUUUCGAUCUUGGCAAAGAUACACAUAGAGUCAUACGCCGACAGAUGCUUUAAAAUACAAUAUUUGAUUGCACUGUUCACAACAGACAUUUGAAAUCAUAUGCCGUCGUAUUGUUGAGAGCAUCUAGAGAAUGAAUCACAACCUCGGUAUGUGGAUAUUUCUUCCAACAGUUGAAGAUUGUCAUAAACCAUUGGACAGUUGAUAACAUAUUAUUGUUUCUGUGUGAAACUUACUACUAUGAAACAAUGUAGUGUGAAAUGUUGAGCCCGCUAGAUAAUUCCUAGGCUAGAUGAGUCUAAUGGUGCUCGAAUCAGGAGGAGGUAGAGGUUCGAGAUAGAGGUAAAAAGUAAAUUUGAGAUAGAGGUACCUCAAUGUAAUACAAAAAUGUUGCAUGAUGGGGCACCCUCAUGGUUAUAGGAGCUCGAGGUAAACCGUUCUGUAAACCUCUAUCUAGAAUCGACCUAUCAAGAGGUCUAUCUCGAGGUCAGUGGCACCAUUUCACCAAACUCCUAUGGAGGGGGGGGCAAAAACCAGGAGGUAAGAGGGGUGUAUGAAAUACCGUACCCCCAAAGGAUAGAGGGUCCUGGGUUUUUACCCAUUGAUAUUACAUUCGAAGAUGUUAAUAUAUGCUUCAUUUGUUCUAGUUUUAUACAAAUGUGGUUGAAGUAUCAAUACAAACAUAUAUAUUAUUUGUAGUUAUAGAUUAAAUCAUGAAAUAUUUACUAGAGAUAUUCAGAGAGGCUCAAAAGUAGGAAUACACUGAAGCAGAGUUGUUAAAAAUCAUGGAAACAGAUUAACUUUUC